AUGCCAGGAGAUUCUGAUUAUGUUUUCGUAUUCUCAGGUUCCGACGCAAGACAUUAUCAAAAUAAUAACAAUCGAUAUUUAUCAAAUAUUGUAUCAUCGUCAUCAAAUGAUCCAAAUUCUCAAUUGCAACAACAAUCACCACCAAGUUAUGAAGAAGCAAUUAGAAAUUCAAUAAAUCCCACUCAUAUGACCGCCUGCCCCUGCCCUGCAAUCAAUAAUGAUCCAUCUGAAAGAAACAUUCAAUCAUCUAAUGAAAUUGUUGUCGUUGUUACAGAGAAUGAGAAUCGACAUUUGCUUAACAACGAAAACAAAGGAACAAAUUAUUAUUAUGGCUCGAGUAAAACACCAUCGUCACCAGAAGGAGACGAAGAAAAUAUGCCAUCCCCCCCUGAAUACACCGUUUCCGAUAUUAAUUUUGAAAGAAGUCCCGAAGGUGUUGUGUCUUGUGAUUCAAAGCUAAAUAGAGAACCAGAAUCAUUGUAUAGAUUUAUUAUUGAACAUAAUGACAAGCCUGAAAUGGCAAUAAAAAUACAUGGAUAUCAUCAUGAAGAAACAAGUCAAAUUGGUGAUUCACAUACUAUGCCUCAAGAUCGUCGGGUUACAGAUUUCUUGAUUACGCUAGAUUUGACAGAAUUCAUUUUACCAAAUGGAAGAAUUUAUUCAAAUGAUUCAAAUGUAGAGGUUAUGGAGAUUAUUAAUGAAUAUGUUAACCAUAAAAAUAAAUUGAAAGAAAUCAUAAUGAAAAAGGUUAUAAUUUGGGAUUACGAAUCUUUAACAAGAGCAAUAUCAACAACCAUUCGUCAAAGAUAUCGCCAUCAUAUAGAAAUCACGUAUCUAAGAAAAAAUCACAUUGUAAAAGUUCAAUCAGAUCAUAAAUUUUCAAGAUUUACCGAGAAUCGCUUGACUAAAAGUGAUUUUUAUAUGUCAAUAUCACCAAGAGAUUGGUAUCAUCAAAAUAUAAAUCUUAUUCUUGCAAAUAUUAAAUGGCUUUAA
This is a messenger RNA of Entrophospora sp. SA101, 993 nucleotides long. The record is from the annotation of a GenBank genome assembly. Lineage: Eukaryota; Fungi; Glomeromycota; Glomeromycetes; Entrophosporales; Entrophosporaceae.